AUCUUUAUGACAUUACCUUGACAAUUGAACUUUGUUACCGCAGUCAAAAACAAUGGGUUUUCUUGGUGCAUUACUUAAAUCCAGCCUGUUUUUGGUCUCUUUCCUGGGGGCCUUGUUCCUGCUGCCGGGUUUACCUCCCACCACCACUUUCCCCUUCAAAGAGUAUUUUAUAAAGCCAGCUAGAGAUCUGAAUGGAACGCUGGAGCUGAACAAUCACUUAAAUGGCGCCCGCCAGUUGUGGAAAGAUAAAAUAUUUGGACCCGAAUGCCUUAUAGUCCACGAGGACAAGAUUUACACAGGAAUUCACAGCGGCGAGGUUAUUCGACUAAACAAUGAGGAGUCGGUUCAACCUAUCACCAAGAUAGGUCAACAUUGUGAUUAUAUAUUUCACGAUGAGUUGUGCGGCUAUCCAGUGGGUUUAGCCCUGGACACCCAGGGAAACAAUCUUAUUGUAUCCGAUGCAUACUACGGCAUAUGGCAAGUCGACUUGAAAACGAAGAAGAAAACUGUGGUGGUGCCGGCGGAGCAGAUCCUUCCUGGCAAGGGUGCAAACCGUCGGGCUAAGCUGUUCAAUUCGCUGGCAGUUAGCCGCCAGGGUGACAUAUUCUGGACCGAUUCCUUUUCAGACGACUUUGUCUUGGCUGCGUUCGCCAACCCGUCGGGUCGACUUUUCAGGUACGAUCGUGUAAAGAAGACAAACGAGGUACUGCUCGAUGAGUUGUCCUUUGCCAACGGCUUGGCCUUAAGUCCCAGCGAGGAUUUCAUUGUCCUUGCCGAAACAACGGCCAUGCGGCUGAGAAAAUACUAUCUCAAAGGAUCUCGAGCCGGUGAAAGCGAAGUGUUUGUGGAAGGUUUGCCCGGCUGGCCGGAUAACCUCACUGCUGAUGAAGAGGGAAUCUGGGUGCCCCUGUCCGUGGCUUCAGAUAGUGAGAAUCCCAAUUUGUUCGAAGUAUUGGCGCCCUAUCCGAGGCUUAGAUCUUUUCUGGCCCGUUUGGUGGCUCUAAUGCGACUUCCCCUUCGAGUUCUGAACCAUAUAUAUCCAAAUGACAUUGCGGCUCGUCUUUUUCACUCCUUUAACGAUUUGGUCUUCAGGAACGCUCCCAAGCGUAGCACUGUGGUGCGUGUGGAUUGGAAUGGAAACAUUGUGAGAUCCCUGCAUGGGUUUGACAGAUCAGCUUCGGGCAUAUCCCACGUGCUGGAAGUUAAGGGUCACUUAUAUUUGGGAUCUCCUGUCAAUCACUAUGUUGCCAAAGUCAAAUUGCCCGAUGAGGGAUUGAAGUCUGUAAAAGGAAAUUAAAGAGAUUAGUUAUGUCAUUACGAUGGAUUCAAUGCGAUAUUUACCAUUACAAUUGUUUAUUGUUCUUAUUUAGAUGCAACUUAAUUUUAAGAACCUUUUGUUUUUUAUUAGUUUAUUGCACCAUAAAACUAUCAAAUCACAUCAACAUUUUGUAUUUUAUUAAUAAAAUUAAAACUCAAGGAACAAACCUUUAUGUUGAAUUAACAAGAAAUACAUGACUUUAAAUAAAAGAUAAAUAAAACUAUA
Messenger RNA from Drosophila sechellia, 1543 nucleotides. It is a transcript of the gene Ssl2, whose product is annotated as Strictosidine synthase-like 2. The record is from RefSeq and is a predicted model, not a curated record. Gene Ontology annotation, molecular function: hydrolase activity. Gene Ontology annotation, cellular component: endomembrane system. The transcript has 4 exons. Bases 53 to 1297 code for a protein of 414 amino acids. NCBI's taxonomy places the organism in Eukaryota, Metazoa, Arthropoda, Insecta, Diptera, Drosophilidae.